AUGGCGGAACCAGGGAAGAAAUACGUCGAUGGUGCCGAUUACUACGGCGAUACCACGUAUCUGUGGCGAAACAUGAAGGUUUUGGGUAUCAUCACUUGCUAUUGCAUCAUCGGGUCGCAACUUUCCGUGGUGAAUAAAAUUGCCGUCACCGAUAUCCCUGUCCCUAAUGUUAUUUUGGUCAUUCAAUUCGCGACGGCGUCGUUUUUGCUCGGCUUAGCGCACAUGUUUGGAAUGAUUAAGUUGGAGAAUAUCAACAUGAGAACGUGUAUUGGAUUUUUACCGUUCGUGGCGUGUUUCUUUGCUCUUUUGAGCUCGGGUAUGUGGGUGAUGAAAGUCGCUCCUUUAGAGACGUUUAUCGCGUUCAAGUCGACGACACCCAUUGUCUUGUCAAUGUUAGAUUAUAUGUUCAUGGGGAGAACAUUUCCAAGCUUGAAGUCACUCUGUGCGAUGGCUGGUAUCACCGGCGGGGCGGUUUGGUACGUAUCUGGCGAUGUUAAAUCGGAAAAAAUUGCAUACCUGUACUGCGCAGUUUUUGUUUUCAUGGCGUGCAUCGAAGGGGGGGUUGCAAAAGAUACGAUUAAUAGAUAUCAAAUGAACUCGUGGUCGAGAACAUUUUUGGUGAACACUUUGUCGAUACCGGUCGGUAUCGUUUUGUCUCUCCUUACCGGUGAAGCUGAAAACGUGAAAAAUGGCAUGGACGCGAACGGAAACGCGUUGAAAUUUGGAAACCGAGGACUUAUUGCGUUGGUGUGCUCGUGUUUUUUUGGCGUUGGGAUGGGUCUUUUUACCAUGCUCAUCAGAGAUGCGUUGAGUGCAACUUCGUGUGCGGUUGUUGCGACGUGCAACAAGUUUCUCGCCGAGGUUGUGAACUUUUUCAUCUGGAAAAACCAUGCCUCACUGGAAGGCGCGGGGGCGGUGUGCUUGAUCAUGGCGAGUGGUAUUUUUUACGAGCAGGCGCAGUUACGACCGGGGGAGACCGGCUUCAACCCAAAAACAAUAUUGCCUUGCAUACCUCGAAGGGUUUUAGGUAUCGUUCCUGACGAAGAAGGAGUCAGAGAAGGCCUCUUAGGAAAGUAA
This is a messenger RNA of Bathycoccus prasinos, 1077 nucleotides long. RefSeq lists its product with no specific name. Gene Ontology annotation, cellular component: Golgi apparatus. Gene Ontology annotation, molecular function: GDP-fucose transmembrane transporter activity; antiporter activity. The record is from RefSeq and is a predicted model, not a curated record. The transcript is spliced from 2 exons. Lineage: Eukaryota; Viridiplantae; Chlorophyta; Mamiellophyceae; Mamiellales; Bathycoccaceae. The coding region runs from base 1 to 1077 and encodes 358 amino acids.